AUGUAUCGACAGUUUUUGAUGGACGAAAGAGACCGAAAUUUUCAGCUAAUUUUAUGGAGAAAAAACGUAAAUGAGCCAAUCACAUUAUAUCAAUUGAACACCGUAACAUAUGGCACUUCAGCUGCACCUUUCCUUGCGGUAAGAAGUUUGGUUUUCAUCGCUGAUUUUUACAAAAAUGAAUUUCCUAUUGGUUCUAAAACUCUUAAGCAAGAUGUUUACGUUGAUGACUUGCUCACGGGGGCAGAUAGCUUUUCUGAACUUUUAGCAAAAAAAUGUGAAGUUGUCGAAGUUUUACAAAAAGCCGGACUACAACUGUCAAAAUGGAAUUCAAAUUGCCCAAAUAUUGCUCCCUGCGACGGUGAACUACAAUUAAAAACAAAUGACGAACACAUUGCUAAGGCACUUGGGAUGUCAUGGAAGCCCAAGGACGACGUCUGUUGCUUUCGUUUUGAUUUACCAGUUAUAGAAGUCCCAACAAAAAGAUCGGUUUUGUCAGCUGUAGCAAAAAUCUUUGAUGUUCUUGGUAUACUCAGUCCUAUUAUAAUUUCUUGCAAGAUUCUGAUUCAAGAAUUAUGGAAACAAAAGUUAGAAUGGGACGAACCACUUAACGAACGUUUCUCGAAUCGCUGGCGGAUAAUUGAACAGGAUUUUCCAAAUAUCAACAAAAUUGAAAUCCCUAGAUUUGCAGGUACAUCUCCAAAAACUCAAUUUGAUAUCCAUGGAUUUGCAGAUGCCUCUCAAUUGGCAUACGGAUGCUGCAUCUAUGUGACUCAUAAAACUGAUUUAAAAUCAACUUUGCUCAUAGCAAAAUCAAAAGUUGCUCCAGUGGUUCACCAAUCCUUGCCGCGAUUAGAACUUUGCGCCGCUUUAUUGCUUUGUCGAACUUGGGACAAAAUCAAACAUAAGUUUGAUGCCUUUACAUAUAGAAUUUUCUUCUGGUCUGAUUCAAAAAUAGUUCUAAGCUGGCUUACUAAUCACUCGUCGUCAUAUAUUUGCUUUGUCGCUAAUAGAGUAUCAGAAAUACAAAACUUAACUCACAACAUUCCCUGGAUGCAUGUGCCUUCGAAACAAAACCCUGCAGAUGUGGUGUCGCGAGGCUGUCUUGCCAAUGAUUUAAAUAAUACAAUAUGGUUUAAUGGCCCUCAAUUAAUUUUGGAACCAGAUAUAAAUUGGCCCAAAGAUAAUAAUGAAGUUGUAGAACUUCCCCAACAAGAAAUAAGGAAAACUAUAUUUAAAACUACUAUCGUAACCGAAUCAAUCAUCGAUCAAUUAAUUUCUCGUCAUUCUUCGUAUCGUCGCUUAUAUUCAUCGUGUCUUCGACAAAACACAUCGGAAUUUCUUUGUAACCGCUGA
Calliphora vicina (urban bluebottle blowfly) is the source of this 1353-nucleotide messenger RNA. RefSeq lists its product as uncharacterized. The record is from RefSeq and is a predicted model, not a curated record. The transcript has a single exon. Lineage: Eukaryota; Metazoa; Arthropoda; Insecta; Diptera; Calliphoridae. The coding region runs from base 1 to 1353 and encodes 450 amino acids.